AUGACUCCCUCGCCAGUCGCCGUGCGACCACCAGUCGCAUCCGCCAGCCUACUCUCUCCAUCCCUCAAUUCCCCCGUAUGCGCCACGUCAGCCAGAGCCACGUCAGUGAACGUGUGUGCAGCGAGCGCGUCGGCAAUCCCCAGGCCGCUAGAGCGGCUCGAGGUGGCUGGCAGCCCGUUCGAGCGCGGCUGUGCGAUCGGCGCGCAUUUCGGCGACAAGAUUCGCGAUCGCGUCGCCAAGGCGCCGUUUCUGCACGACGACAUGAUUCCGUUCGCACGCACGGGCGAUGGGGCUGCGCUGCUGAAUGCGUUUGCCGAGUCCAACAGGGCGCAGUACCCGGAGUACUGGGAGGAGCUGCGCGGCAUGGCGGCGGGCAGCACCGUGCCCUUUCACCAGCUGCUGCUUCUGAAUCUCCGCAAGGAGUUCGGUGCCUUCUUGCCCUCCCUCAACGCGCCUGCCACGUCAGCAGUGCUGCCAGAGUCUGCCACGUUGGACAGGCGGACGCAGUAUGGCAUAGCAUCUGACGACUGCACUGAUGUGCUGCUGCUCACUGAUGACGUGGCAGCAGUGGGACACAACGAGGAUGCCGAUUACUCAAUUGUGGAUAACUCUUUCUUCAUCCGCAUGCACACGGGCAGCAGGGUGGCAGUCAUGGCGUACACCUAUGUGGGCGAGCUGCCCUCCUUCGCCUUUGCGUUCAACGAGGCUGCCAUGCAAAGCCCUCAUAAGAAGAGCAACGCCAGGCGGAACUGUGUUGCUGCCAGCCUCUGUUACUCGCAUCAUCCGUUCUCGCGCCUGUGCUCUCCAUCCUCUCUUCCCCUUGCCUCUCCUGUGCUCUCCAUCCUCUUUUCCCCUUGCCUCUCCUGUGCUCUCCAUCCUCUUUUCCCCUUGCCUCUCCUGUGCUCUCCAUCCUCUUUUCCCCUUGCCUCUCCUGUGCUCUCCAUCCUCUCUUCCCCUUGCCUCUCCUGUGCUCUCCAUCCUCUUUUCCCCUUGCCUCUCCUGUGCUCUCCAUCCUCUCUUCCCCUUGCCUCUCCUGUGCUCUCCAUCCUCUCUUCCCCUUGCCUCUCUUGUGCUCUCCAUCCUCUCUUCCCCUUGCCUCUCCUGUGCUCUCCAUCCUCUCUUCCCCUUGCCUCUCCUGUGCUCUCCAUCCUCUCUUCCCCUUGCCUCUCCUGUGCUCUCCAUCCUCUCUUCCCCUUGCCUCUCCUGUGCUCUCCAUCCUCUCUUCCCCUUGCCUCUCCUGUGCUCUCCAUCCUCUCUUCCCCUUGCCUCUCCUGUGCUCUCCAUCCUCUCUUCCCCUUGCCUCUCCUGUGCUCUCCAUCCUCUCUUCCCCUUGCCUCUCCUGUGCUCUCCAUCCUCUCUUCCCCUUGCCUCUCCUGUGCUCUCCAUCCUCUCUUCCCCUUGCCUCUCCUGUGCUCCCCAUCCUCUCUUCCCCUUGCCUCUCCUGUGCUCUCCAUCCUCUCUUCCCCUUGCCUCUCCUGUGCUCUCCAUCCUCUCUUCCCGUUGCCUCUCCAGGCGUUCACCAUGGACGCGGUGCCACCAGCGCCAUCCGAGGUGGUGCAAGGCGGCAUCGCGCGCAACUUCCUCGCGCGCAGCCUCAUGGAGGCGCGCUGCAUUGAGGACGCCCUGCAGCGCGUGACUGGUCCAGCAGUGGCAGUGGGACAUCACUACGUGCUGAUGGACUUUGCCCGCCGGCGAAUCGUGUCCGUCGAAACCGCAUCCAACGGCCGGCAUAGCAUUCUGGAGCUGGGCCGAAACCCCCAGCUGAGAAGCCAGGGGGAGUCAGAAGGGGAGAAGGCGGUAGAAGUGGGAAGGGAGGAGAGCGAGAGAGGAGUGAGCGGAUCUGAGACUGCUGGUGGUGGUGGUGGUGGUAGUGGUGGUGAUGAGGGCAUGGCGUAUGUGCUCCACGCCAACGUGGGCAUGGCGUAUGUGCUCCACGCCAACGCGUACACACGGCUGCAGCUGCGGCUGCCCGUGCCGCAGAAGAUGGGCACCAGCUCGCACCGCCGCCAGGCCACUGCCCGCCGCCUGGGUGCGCCCACCACCACACAGGGCAUGCUUCAAUCGAAUCAACUUCACCUCUCUCCCACACCCCUCGAGUUGGAUCUUGAGUCGAAUCAACUUCACCUCUCUCCCACACCCCUCGAGUUGGAUCUUGAGUCGAAUCAACUUCACCCCUCCCUCUCACCCCUCCCUCUCACCCCUCCCUCUCACCCCUCCCUCUCACCCCUCCCUCUCACCCCUCCCUCUCACCCCUCCCUCUCACCCCUCCCUCUCACCCCUCCCUCUCACCCCUCCCUCUCACCCCUCCCUCUCACCCCUCCCUCUCACCCCUCCCUCUCAUCCCUCCCGUCUCUCGCCUCUGCCUGCCGUGGCUCACCUGACUGCCGCCUCCAGAUUCUCUCCAACUCCGAUGACGGCGACUUCCCCAUCUUCAAUGCCGGCAAGGUGUACGACGCGGGAGGUGAGGGGUGCACUGCUGGGGUGGAGUAG
Molecule: messenger RNA, 2490 nt
Organism: Closterium sp. NIES-65
Lineage: Eukaryota; Viridiplantae; Streptophyta; Zygnematophyceae; Desmidiales; Closteriaceae
Source: the annotation of a GenBank genome assembly